AUGAAUUUGACUAUUCCUGGUACUGAGGAAUGCUUUGUAAAUGCUAUGUGCUAUAAAGAUGCAGCUAUUAACUUAUUUUUAUCAGCUGUGGUAUUACCAACUCUAGUUAUCAUACUCUUUAUUCUGAUAAGCUUUUGUGUUCGCAAAAGAAUCAUGAUUGAAAACUAUGAAAAUGAUUCUAAGCUCAAGUAAAUUAGAGCAGUAUUCGAUUCACAUAAUGAUAAUGAUGAUUCAGAUCCUGAUGAGCCUAGUGCUGCGAUUGCAUAUCUUAAUGAAGUUAGAAUGAUUGAAGAUCAAGACAAUAAGUUAUUUGCAACAACUGCAGAUCUAAAAAAUAAAAAUAGAAGGCACAAUCAUAUUUAAAACAAGGCAGAAACUGACAUUGAUUUAGCAAAGCCUCAUAUGCCAGAAUUCUCAUAUAGAAGAGGUUUGAGGUUAGAUGAUUUAAUCUUUGAAGCUCAUAAGAAUUAGUAUAAGGAAGUUAUUCGUUAGAGAAUUCUAGCAUAAAGAGAAGAGAUAAAAAAGCAGCUAGAAAAAAUAUAGCUUAAAAAGGAAGAGGGUUCUAACACAGCUCUCUAACAUAUACAAAUACAAGAUCAGAGCAUAGAUAAACUCUAAAGUGCAAACAAUCCUAUUGCUAAGAAUAUUAGUAAAUCUUCUUUAAAGAAAAAGAGGUCUAGAUAAAAGUUAGGCAAACAAGUCAAAUUUGAUUAGAGACAGGGUAUGGAAAGCUAUUUGAAUAAAAGUGAUGCCUUCAAAAGCUACUUCUUGUAGAAUUCACUUAAGGCCCAGCAUGAUUUGGAUGAUGAAAGUUUAAAUGAAAGUGAAACUGUGUUUAGAAUGGAAGGAGUGAUAAACAAUAGUAAAUUUAUCAACUCAAAUUCUGAUUUUAGCAAUGACUAAUUCAAUUACUGA
Stylonychia lemnae is the source of this 915-nucleotide messenger RNA. The record is from the annotation of a GenBank genome assembly. NCBI's taxonomy places the organism in Eukaryota, Ciliophora, Spirotrichea, Sporadotrichida, Oxytrichidae.